Messenger RNA from Hemicordylus capensis (graceful crag lizard), 5995 nucleotides. It is a transcript of the gene PAN3, whose product is annotated as poly(A) specific ribonuclease subunit PAN3. Gene Ontology annotation, molecular function: protein kinase activity; poly(A) binding; ATP binding. NCBI's taxonomy places the organism in Eukaryota, Metazoa, Chordata, Lepidosauria, Squamata, Cordylidae. Bases 405 to 3143 code for a protein of 912 amino acids. The transcript is spliced from 19 exons. The record is from RefSeq and is a predicted model, not a curated record. Gene Ontology annotation, cellular component: PAN complex; P-body. Gene Ontology annotation, biological process: protein phosphorylation; mRNA processing; nuclear-transcribed mRNA poly(A) tail shortening.
CGGCGCAGGCGCGCUGGCGGGUCAGCUCAGGAAGAGGAAAAUGGAAUAAACAACCCUCCUGCUGCUGCUGCUGCUGCUGCUGCCGCCGCCGCCGCCACCACCGCCACCGGGACCAGCCACCACCAGCCUGCCCGAGCUGCUUCCUCCCCGCUUCAUUUCCUCGGCGGGCCCCUCCGCGCCACCCUCCCUCCUCCCCCCCCCACCGCUCCAUCCUACCCCCCACUCCUCCCUCCCUCCCUCCCUCCUUCCCUGUUGCCGGAACUCGGGCUGUGACAGCGGCGGCCGUGCUGGCGGCGGCUGCCGCUGUGCCUGCCGCCCGCCUGCCUCUUCAUGGUGCGGUGGCCGGGCGCAGCGGCGGUGCCUCCUGAGGCGGCCUUGCUGCUGCUGCUGCUGUAGCGGCCACCAUGAACAGUGGCGGGCUCCCCUGCUCCUCUCCGGUAGUGGCGGCGGCGGCUGCCGCGGUGGUGGGGCCGCCCCCGGGGCCAGGGGUGCAGGCAGCGGCGGCGGCGGCCCCCGGCGGAGUGAAGCUCAAGUUCUGCCGCUACUACGCCAAGGACAAGACGUGCUUCUACGGCGAGGAGUGCCAGUUCCUGCACGAGGAGCCCGGCGUCGUGGGCGGCGGCUGCAGCGCCGCCUCCGCCGCCUGCCCCGGGCCUCCGCCCCCGGCGGCCCUCGGGGGGCUUCCGCUCGGGCUCCCUCCUGGCCCCGCUGCCCCGCCCGUCACCGUGGCUGCUUCACCCGCGGGGCACGGCGGCGGCUACCCGGGACACGGGGCAGCGGCGCCGGUGGUGGGGCCUAAGAAACCCCCCGAGCUCAUGGGAGGAGGCGCAGGAGGCGGCCACGGAGGCGCUGGAGGCGGCGGCGGAGGGGGGCUGGACGGACCCCGCCUGGCCAUUCCAGGCAUGGAUGGAGGUGCCCUUGCUGAAGCUAGUCUUACAGACUCCUACUUCAGCACCAGCUUCAUUGGUGUCAAUGGAUUUGGAAGUCCUGCUGAAGCAAAGUAUCCUGUGAUGCAGGUAAUGCCUCACUUGAGGAUGACAAAUAGCAGCAGUUCCCCUAGCCUUCUCAAUGACAGUGCCAAGCCGUAUGUGGGCCAUGAUCCUCUAACUUCACCUGCUUCGUCCUUGUUUAAUGACUUUGCUGCCCUCAGCUUAUCUCAAAGGAGGAAGCCAAGGAAGUAUCGACUGGGGAUGCUGGAGGAGAGGAUAGUUCCCGUGGGAUCAAAGGCACGGAAAUCAAAGAACACUAUUGGCUGCCUGGCUGACAGGUGUAAAACAGGAGUACCCAUCAAUAUGGUUUGGUGGAACAGAGUCACAGAAAACAAUUUACAGACACCAAAUCCUUCUGCAAGUGAAUUUAUUCCUAAAGGAGGAUCAAGCUCCCGACUUGGUAAUAUGCCACAGUCAAAUAUAUCUGCCUUCUCUCAAGCCUUGUUCUCUCAUCCUUCCGUGGGAGGUCCAGCAAAUGCUGGACUAGCUCCAGGAAUGUCGCUGUCGGCAGGAUCUUCUCCUCUUCAUUCCCCUAAAAUUACUCCUCACACAUCUCCUGCUCCUAGACGAAGAAGUCAUACACCAAACCCUGCAAAUUAUAUGGUGCCUAAUAGUGCCUCUACACCAGUUAGUAAUGCUGUCUCUCAGCCCCCAGCUACAGGCCAGGUGAUUCAGAAGGAAACUGUGGGUGGCACGACCUAUUUCUAUACGGACACAACUCCAGCACCUCUAACAGGAAUGGUAUUUCCAAAUUAUCACAUUUAUCCUCCAACUGCACCUCACGUUGCUUACAUGCAGCCAAAAGCAAAUGCACCUUCCUUCUUCAUGGCAGAUGAACUCAGACAGGAGCUGAUCCGCAGACACUUAAUUACGAUGACUCAGAUAGAUCAAGCAGAUAUGCCUACUGUCCCAACAGAAGUUGACAGCUACCACAGCCUUUUCCCUUUAGAACCACUGCCACCACCCAAUCGGAUACAGAAAACAAGCAACUUUGGGUACAUAACAUCAUGCUACAAAGCUGUAAAUAGCAAAGAUGAUCUGCCAUAUUGCCUUCGGAGGAUACAUGGUUUUCGUCUUGUUAACACAAAGUGCAUGGUGUUGGUUGACAUGUGGAAAAAAAUCCAACACUCAAAUAUUGUAACCUUGCGAGAAGUAUUCACCACUAAAGCAUUCGGAGAACACUCUCUAGUGUUCGCGUAUGACUUCCACGCUGGAGGAGAGACUAUGAUGAGCAGACAUUUCAAUGAUCCUAGUGCUGAUGCCUAUUUCACAAAAAGGAAAUGGGGUCAGCAUGAUGGACCUCUGCCUCGACAACAUGCUGGGUUGUUGCCAGAGUCCCUGAUAUGGGCCUACAUUGUGCAGCUCAGCUCUGCAUUGCGGACCAUACAUACAGCAGGAUUGGCCUGUCGAGUGAUGGACCCCACAAAGAUUCUGGUAACUGGCAAAACCAGGUUGCGAGUGAACUGUGUUGGAGUCUUUGAUGUGUUAACAUUCGAUAACAGCCAAAACAAUCCCCUGGCGCUAAUGGCUCAAUAUCAGCAAGCAGAUCUGAUUUCCCUUGGGAAGGUAGUGUUGGCUUUGGCUUGCAAUUCUUUGGCAGGAAUUCAGAGAGAGAAUUUGCAGAAAGCCAUGGAACUGGUGACAAUCAACUAUUCCUCUGAUUUGAAGAAUCUUAUUUUGUAUUUGCUGACUGACCAAAACAGGCUUCGAAGUGUAAAUGAUAUCAUGCCUAUGAUUGGUGCCAGAUUCUAUACUCAGUUGGAUGCUGCCCAAAUGAGAAAUGAUGUCAUAGAAGAAGACCUUGCAAAGGAGGUUCAAAAUGGAAGGCUAUUUCGGCUUCUUGCAAAACUGGGAACAAUCAAUGAGAGGCCAGAAUUUCAGAAAGACCCAACGUGGUCAGAAACUGGAGACAGAUAUCUUCUGAAGCUCUUUAGGGAUCAUCUUUUCCAUCAGGUGACAGAAGCGGGUACUCCCUGGAUAGACCUCAGUCACAUUAUCUCUUGUCUUAACAAGCUAGAUGCUGGUGUGCCAGAAAAAAUAAGCCUCAUUUCCAGAGAUGAGAAGAGUGUACUUGUGGUAACGUAUAGUGACCUAAAACACUGCUUUGAAAAUACUUUUCAAGAACUGAUUGCAGCUGCAAACGGCCAGUUGUAGUAUUUGUCGAAAGCAUGCAGGACAUUGCUGAGGAGUGUAACCAAUAGCAAAUUGCACUACAGCUGAAUUGUCGUCAUCUCAUUUCACAUUUCGGGAAACAAACAGCAGGAGAUGUUGCACUUCAGUCAGGUACACUGUUACUUGAAGGGAAGAAUGUUUUUGCUUACCCUUGAGCUCUGGUUGCCAUUGGAGGCUUUAUCUGUGAAGAAUUUAUUUUUUAAAAAGGAACACAUCAGGGGCAUAAUGUUCCUGCUUUUAUUUUUUCCACUCGUAUAUGCACUAAUUUUAAUUUUUUUAAAGACUUUCUGAUCUCUGAUAUUUUGCCACAUUGGAUACUUACUAAGGGAAUCUCUUUGCAAGGACAUUUCCGGGAUAAUCUUUUUUUGCCACUGAGUAUACUGCGGAUUUUAUUCGUUUUGAUAUUAUUUGCACCCCAGAGUACUAUAAAGGACCAGAUGAAUAAUUUCAUAGAAAUUGUGUUCUGUAAAUUACAGUGUAGCUUGUAACCUCUGUAAAAGUGUGUUGUAUGCCACCCACUGUUAGUUAACCAAUCAAAACCAGAAGACGCAUAUUUUUUUAAAAGAAAACAAAAUCAAGUAAGGUAUCAUAAAAACAUCAAAUGUAACCCUCUCCUCCUUUAUCUGGUUGAAGUUUUGUCUAAGCAAAAUAGCACCAUUUUAAGAUGACAAAGCAUCUGUAACUCCAGGAGCAUGUCCAAAUUGCUCUAAUCACAACCAGCGCCUUUUAAAUAAAAUAACUGUUUGUAUAUUUUCCUGCCAGUCAGAUGCAUUUACAUUUAUGCAAUUUUUAAUAGAAUUUUUUUUAAAAAAAACUUGUGUCACAAGCCUGAAGCUUCAGGAGUGUAUUCCUUUUAAGUUACUUACAGUAUAAUUUUUUUUGUAUAAAGUUCUGUUCUUUGAACCACAGCUUUAUUAUGGUACUUUACACUGGAUACAGAUACAAAGACACUGUUCAGAAGAUUGACUACACACAGCAGUUGUCUGGCAUUGAGAGCUUUUGAAGUUUUUAUAGCCUGAUUCUGGAGGAAUGUUGGUCUGCUGUGCCUUUGCAGUCACUGCUUAGCCCAAAGUAAUAUUACUUUUGAUGAUACUAGAGACACGGAUAUUCAGUCUUCAAGUCUGAAAAAAAAUUAACUCUCUGAUAUUGGACCCACAGUUGUCUGCACGCUUGGGUAUUCAAUGGAAUUUGUAGUAGAACACCUACACUUUCAUACUGAAGACUGCCAAAUAAGUAGGAUUCCCCACCCCCUUUUUAAAGCAGUAGUGAAGACUGUGCACGCGUGCGUGCAUGUGUGUACAUAUAUAUCUGCAUCCUUCUCCCAGCACUGAAUGUUUUAAUAGCACUGGGUGCUCACCAUGAAGAAAAUUUAUGGAAACUUUCUCCAGAAGGUCAGAACUGAUUCAGAGCACUUGCCACUGAUGUUACUGAUGUCCAUUUUGUUAAUUCUCAAUAUUUGUAACUUCAGAGAAAUUUUUAAUUCUGUCCAGUUUUAUAAGCUUUAAUGAUGACACUCCUCCUUUAGAUUUGCCUCAAGGAAAGCAACUCUCUUCAUAGUGGAGGCUGUUGAAGACUAACGGCACCCUUGACACCUUUAAGGAAACGUGGAGCCUGCAAAUAGUAGCAACAGUUGAUGAGCUUAAAUAAAUAAAAUCAGUUGUUUAAUCUGGACAUGUUUUAAAAAGGAAUAUAAUGUUUAAUAUUCAGAAAAUAACAGUUGCCAUAAUAUUGUUCUUUUUUAAUGUCAAAAGGAGCAGAGACUUUGAGAUACGAACAUGGCAAACCAGUCUUUUAUCAUUAGCUCAUGUAUUUGAGGAAGAGCAGCUGUCUUUUUAUAUGUUUUUGAAAAAUCAUAUUGUAAUUCUUUUGUACAAAAAAAGUAGUACUUGUAUUCUAGAAGAAAUAUUGAAUGCUUAAUUUAUAAGAGGGCUGAGGCUUUUUUCUUUUUCCCAGUAUUUUCUUUAAAAAUGAAAGGGGAUCAUCUCUUCAGUUGUGGGAAUUGGGAACCUUUGACAGAUUAUUUUGUGGACCAAUAUUUUGGGGAAAGCAAAGGCAGGGGUAACGUAGGGCUUCGAUCUCAUCCUCACUUAUACCAGCAAAAUCCACCUCUUUCCACGAGUUGCGUUUUGCAAACUUGUGACAUUACAUCAGUGCCCAUUGCUUUAGCCCUAGUAAUCUCAGGACUUGGUUUAAAGUAAAAUAAAUACAUAUAAAAAGUAGAAAGCCAAUAAGUUUCCAUAAGUAAAUGCCAUCCAGGAAAUAUUUGCUGUCGGGUAAUGUAUAGAACAAUGUGGAUUUUUUUGUUUGUUUUUUUGGUCCAUGUUUUUUCUGCUUUGGUGUUUUUUGGGGGAGAGCACUCAGAUCCAAUAUAAUUCCAUUUGGAAGGCUGUCCAGCAAUCAGCAUGUUCCAUUCAUAGGAAGAGUUACAUGUAUAAUCCCUAAAAACAGAGAAAUAAUUUUUUAAAAACCUCUCAAGGCAUACAUCUCUAUAUGGGGGAAUAAUUUUGACCUUCCUAUCUUUACAGUUGAAAGCACAGAAAGGACAACCUUUUAAAAUCAUGUGAUGUUUUUCAUUAAAAUGUUCCUAUCUGGUUUAGAUUGCUGCUUUUGGUUUUUUGUUUUGCUACACUGUAAAUACUUUGGGGGUACAUAAUGUAUUUUAAUUUUGCCCUUGUUCCAGUAAACAAUUUAGAUGUGAACAGCUUCCCCUAAAAAGCACCAGUAUGUUACAUUAUGAUGUCAUGAUCCCACUAUGUGUUACCUUUUUAAUCCUGUUUUUCAUUCUUUUCAUGUGUACAGCAGUAUUUUUAAUAAAGAAUACCAGAAAUAACAUA